[Torrubiella] hemipterigena is the source of this 1264-nucleotide messenger RNA. The record is from the annotation of a GenBank genome assembly. NCBI's taxonomy places the organism in Eukaryota, Fungi, Ascomycota, Sordariomycetes, Hypocreales, Clavicipitaceae.
AUGGAGCCGCGCUUUUCAAUUCCCGACACUACACCGCGGUCCAGCAAAACGACGAUUACUAUUGGUGGCAUUGAAGUCUACAUAUACGGACUGGGAGAGUUGCAGCACAAAUCUGCUGAGCACAUUAGUGUUCUAUAUUUGGCACACCAGCGGACAAGAACAUACCUCGUGACGCAGGACAUGGCGCAUGAGAUUCUUCAUCGUUAUAGAGGACAUAACAAGGUGAAAAGAAUGGAAACCAUUGCCGUGACGAUUAACAUGAGAAAUCAUGGUGAUAGAGAGAUUGACCCAAUGGCAAACCAAACUUGGGACAACCGCAAUGAGAACCACGGCAUAGACUUGCUUUCUCUAAUUACCGGGUCCGCUCAAGACUUUAAGCUCAUCGCCAGCUUCCUACCAGCAUACCUACCACAAUUCACAACACAUCACAACGUGAUGAUGGGCAUCUCACUCGGCGGCCACACAGCAUGGCAUCUAGCGGCGCUGGCCCCCGGCCAAUUCGAAGCUUUCAUUAUCGUAGUAGGGUCUCCAAACCUGGCGCCGCUUCUUUUGGAUAGACUUGGAGUAGAUGCUGCCGCGCUCGGCGUCAGCAAGGAAGAGGCGCACACUAUUAGUUAUGACCGCUUACUCGAAGUCAUGGACGAGACUCAGAGGCGACGAUGGCCUAGAGCAUUGGCUGAAUUUGUCCAAAAGCAGGACAGAUGGGCGGAUAGACACUUUCCUGAUGUGCCGUUGCUGCUGUGCGCCGGUGAGGACGACACGCUUGUUCCGCCGCGGUACACGUGUGCCUGGUGGGACAGACGAGUGGUACUUAGGGGUGGUCAGGGAGACUCGCAAAGCAUGUUUAUACAGAAGAAUACAGGCCAUAGCUGUACCAAGGAGAUGGUGGCUAUGAUUGCUGACUGGCUGGUUCAUCUGAAUACCAAGCGAGGCAGGGAUUCGGCCAACAUGUAAAGUAGGGAAGCUUUAGACUUGAUUUAUACAAAUCAUAAAGUAUACUAAAGAACAUGCAUUGAAACUAUGUAAAAAGUAGAUAAAAACACAAAAUGUCGGUGCCAAUGCCAGGGAUCGAACCGGCAAAAGUAGAGGCAGCCGAGGCUGCAGUAAAUCUGAGCUGGGUGAACGAGUCACCACUGCUCCAACCAAAAGGUAGUAUAGAUAUUAGCUACUCUACUGAAAAUUACGUCAAUUAUUAUCCAUUAUAAUGCCUGGUGACUCAGAUAUCAAAGACGCUGAUUGGUGGUAUACCCUAGUUGUGGUUUGG